AUGGAGUCUCGGCGAUCGCGCGGGCUUGCGAGGUUUUUCAGGCAGGUCCAUGCCCUCUUCCUCAAGAACCUCUCCUUCCAGAGGAGGAACGCGAAGACGAACGCCGCCAUCGCCGCGUUCCCGGCGCUGCUCUGCGUGCUCCUCGUCUCCAUCCAGCACGUGGUGGACAGCGAGCUGGAGCGGCCGCCGUGGCGGUGCGGCUGCGCCGGCGGCGAGUGCGGCAUCCAGCACUCCACGCCCGUCCAGGCGGUCAGCUGCGCGGUGCCCGUGCCGCCGAGGUGGCCGGCGCUGGUGCAGGUGCCGGACCCCGAGGCGCGCGCCCGGACGCGCCUGCACCGGCUGCCGUGCAACGCGUCGGAGAACUGCCCCGCCACCGUUCUCCUCACCGGCCAGAACCGCCAGCUUGCCGAAGUUCUUGGAAGCUUGCUGUUCCCACCUGUCCCUGUACAGUACGCCAAGGUGCCUGAUGCUUCGAAUUCCUCGGACUAUCUCGAUGAGUUCUCGAGUGUAGUCCCUGGUUCAAACUCGCUACCUGCACAUGUUCUGUUCAUUGAACCGGGUCUCGUUCCACAAGGGGCCUUUUAUGUGCUCCAACCACAGUGCCUGUUAGAUUCACGCAAUAUUUCAGGAAAUUUGGAUGGGAUCCCACUGGAAUCCGAAAUGCAGUGUGUUCAAGCUUUGCCACUGUGGUGCGAUAAUUCCUCAGUGAUAAAUCAUCAUAUGUUUAAGGGUUACAAGGGUGGUAAUAAGAGGAGAAGAUCAAACGAGUUCCUUGCAGGUUAUGACUUCCUAGAUACGAGCAAGAGGCGCUUCCAUGUAUAUGUUUGGUAUAAUUCCAGCUUCAGCAGGGAUAAUGGACACCAUACAAUGACAGUUUUGCGUGUUGCACGGUUGGUUAAUAUGGCAUCCACUGCAUAUUUGAACCUUUUUGGAGGACAAAAUGUGGAAAUGCGCCUUGAAUAUUUGAAAGAAAUGCCCAAGGCUGCUACCCCAAUGAGGCUGGAUCUCACCACUCUGCUAGAUGCACUAUUCUUCACUUGGACGGUUCAACUCCUACUUCCAGUAAUAUUGGCAUAUCUUGUUUACGAGAAGGAGCAGAGACUAAGACUAAUGAUGAAGAUGCAUGGGCUGAAGGAUGCUCCUUAUUGGUUGAUAUCUUAUGCCUAUUUCUUAUCACUUUCAACAGCUUACAUGAUGUUCUUCAUGAUCUCUGGGUUCGCUAUAGGGUUAGAUAUCUUCAGACUAAAUAGCUACAUCAUACAAUCUUUGUUCUACUUCAUAUGUAUCAACCUGCAGAUCGUGCUUGCUUUUCUGCUGGCAUCUUUCUUCUCAUCUGUCAAAAUAGCUACUGUAAUUGGUUACAUAUAUGUCUUUGGCUCUAGCCUUCUUGGUGAAGCUCUUUUGAAGAUAUUCAUCGAGGAUGCUACCUUCCCAAGGAUGUGGCUUGUAAUAAUGGAGCUUGUUCCUGGGUUCUCUCUCUACCGGGGAAUAUAUGAGCUUUCUGAGUAUGCUGCUGCAGGAAGAAAUAUGGGAAAGCCUGGGAUGAGAUGGGCAGACUUGAACAACCCGGUUAACGGGAUGAAAGAUGUUUUGAUCCUAAUGUCUACUGAAUGGAUAAUUCUCCUUCUUGUGGCAUUUUUGCUGGACCAUGGACCUACAUGGCAGCCUCUAUUUCUCUUUGGAAUUCUAUCGACAAAACAUUCCUCACCUUCGGAGAAACCAAACAAAUUGAAGAGGGGAUCCAUGAGGGUCCAUGUUGAUAUGGCAAAGCCUGAUGUGUUCCAAGAGCGAAAGUUGGUGAAACGAUUAUUGAAGGAUAUGGACAUGAGGAAUAUGAUCAUCUGCCAUAAUCUAAAGAAAGUGUACCCUGGAAAGAAUGGUAACCCUGACAAGCAUGCUGUUAGAGGAUUGUCGCUAGCUUUGCGCAAAGGGCAGUGUUUUGGGAUGCUCGGUCCCAAUGGGGCAGGGAAGACAUCCUUCAUAAACAUGAUGAUCGGCCUUCUGAUACCGACUUAUGGAACUGCUUACAUUCAUGGAAUGGAUUUGAGGACAGAUAUGAAUGAAAUUUAUGCAAAUAUCGGCGUAUGUCCACAGCAUGACUUGCUUUGGGAGACCCUGACAGGAAGAGAGCACCUGAUGUUCUAUGGCCGAAUGAAGAAUCUCACAGGUGCAGCUCUAACACAGGCAGUAGAAGACUCCCUGAAGAGUGUAAAUCUGUUCCACAGCGGUUUCGGUGACAAAUCUGUAAGCAAGUACAGUGGUGGCAUGAAGAGAAGGCUCAGCGUCGCCAUCGCCCUCAUCGGCAAUCCUAAAGUUGUUUACAUGGACGAACCGAGUACUGGGCUCGACUCGAGGUCGAGGAACGAUCUGUGGAGCAUCAUCAAGCGAGCGAAGAAGGAUUGCACCAUCAUCCUCACCACACAUUCCAUGGAGGAGGCUGAGGAGUUGUGUGACCGCGUCGGCAUCUUCAUCAAUGGAAACUUCCACUGCAUUGGAACCCCGAAUGAGCUGAAGGCGAGGUACGGCGGCGCCCGGGUGCUGACGAUCACGACGGCGCCGGAGCACGAGGCGGCGGCGGAGCGGCUGGUGGUGAGGCAGCUCUCGCCGGGGCGCGCGGCGAGGAUCUACGGCGUGUCGGGCACGCAGAAGUUCGCGGUGCCCCGGCGGGAGGUGUCGCUGGGGCGCGUGUUCGGCGCGGUGGAGGCGGCGCGGCGGGCGUUCCCGGUGCUGGGGUGGGGCGUGGCGGACGCGACGCUGGAGGACGUGUUCGUCAGGGUGGCCAAGGAGGCCCGGGCGUUCGACGUGCUCUCGUAGGGAGUGGCUGGCUGCCUCUCCGCCGUAGGCUGUAGCUUGGUGACGCCGCCGGCAUAGAAGGUUUUCCAUUCCUUAGGGUUGAGA
This is a messenger RNA of Panicum virgatum (switchgrass), 2898 nucleotides long. RefSeq names its product ABC transporter A family member 8-like. The record is from RefSeq and is a predicted model, not a curated record. The coding region runs from base 1 to 2814 and encodes 937 amino acids. Gene Ontology annotation, biological process: lipid transport; transmembrane transport. The transcript is spliced from 18 exons. Gene Ontology annotation, molecular function: ATP hydrolysis activity; lipid carrier activity; ABC-type transporter activity. Gene Ontology annotation, cellular component: intracellular membrane-bounded organelle; membrane. Lineage: Eukaryota; Viridiplantae; Streptophyta; Magnoliopsida; Poales; Poaceae.